Molecule: messenger RNA, 3525 nt
Organism: Myotis myotis
Lineage: Eukaryota; Metazoa; Chordata; Mammalia; Chiroptera; Vespertilionidae
Gene: ZDHHC5
Product: zinc finger DHHC-type palmitoyltransferase 5
Exons: 12
Coding region: 1229-3376 (715 amino acids)
Biological process (GO): protein palmitoylation
Molecular function (GO): palmitoyltransferase activity
Source: RefSeq, a predicted model, not a curated record
CCGGCUCGGAGACGAGCGUCACUGUGCGGGAGCGCGCAUAGCAGGGCGGGCGUGGAGCGUGCGGGGGCCGCGCGCUGCCUCUCAGAGGCCCGACGGCGCUGCCGAGAGGCGGCCGCGAUAACGACGGCAGCGGUGACGGGAACCGUGCCGGGGGUGAGGCACUGUAACCCAGUUGGACUCUGCAUUCAAACAGCCCAAGAUUGAAGACAAAAGAGCAGACACACUAACCUGGAAACAGGGACCUCUUUGGAACUUUACUUUCGUUCACAGUAAUCUUUAAAAAGUAUCGAGUGGAAUUGAUUUUUUUUUUUCCAUCUUAAUUUUGCUUAUUGGGAAGAACAUGGCCUCAGGGAUUUUAUGUUUCCCUUUAGUUUUGCAUGAACUCUCUAGAAAACGGAGCCCUAAAAGGGCUUGAGAAUAACAACAAGAGAUUGAAGACAGACAAGCUUGCUCUUUCUGUUUUCCCUCCCCCUUUAAAGAAAAGGAUUACAACUCAGUCUUGUAACAGCUGCUGCCCAGCUUUAGCCAUCAAGAGAAAAGAAAUAAAAUUAAACCACCAUUGCCAUACUACAAGCCCUGAAGUCAAGGUGUGGGAGUGGUGGCAUUGAGAAAACUGCCUAAAAGAGACAAGGACUACAGUAAAAACAGUUUCUCUUUAACGCUGAAAAUCCCAGUUUCCUCCUUGGAUUAAAAUAGAAGCACAGGGCACACCUCCGGGUGAAGCUCGCAUUUUGUGGAAGUGUGGUAGUCGUGGAGGUACUACAGUAUCUCUUCCGAAGAAUUUUUCCUUGUCCGAAGUGUUCUGCCCUACCCUGAUACUCGCCCCUUCUUUCCUUUUGAAGACUUAUCUCCAUCCAUGAGCUAUUCCUUGAUCUGUCUGACUGCCUGUGUUCUCUACCUGCAACCAUUUGCAUGUGUACAGUCUCUUGUUUGUCUCCAGUUUUCAAAUUGUACAAGUUGUGUUUCUUAGUCUCCUGCCUCGUUCUGGGGAGGUGGUUAUUCAUUAUUUGGAAUCACCUUUCCCCCUCCCAUAUGCUCUCCUUCAUUUGAGAUCUUUUGACCUUUGGUUUCAUUUGGGAGGGGGAAGGGUGAUAAUUUAAAUUUUUCUCUUUCCCUGGUGUCCUGUGCUCUUAUCUCCGGUGUUGCCCUCAUCCCGUUUUCUUGUCUGUUCUGCCGUUGUGUGGGCCUGGGCUAUGCGGCAGGGCAGAUCUCCCAUCAGACCUCCAACAUGCCCGCAGAGUCUGGAAAGAGAUUCAAACCCAGCAAGUAUGUUCCGGUCUCAGCAGCCGCCAUCUUCUUAGUGGGAGCUACGACCCUCUUCUUUGCCUUUACCUGUCCAGGACUAAGCCGUUAUGUGUCACCUGCAGUGCCCAUCUACAAUGCGAUUGUUUUUCUCUUUGUGCUGGCUAACUUCAGCAUGGCCACCUUCAUGGACCCAGGGAUUUUCCCUCGAGCUGAGGAGGAUGAAGACAAGGAAGAUGACUUCCGAGCUCCCCUUUACAAAACAGUGGAAAUCAAGGGCAUCCAAGUGCGUAUGAAAUGGUGUGCCACCUGCCGAUUCUACCGUCCUCCUCGAUGUUCCCACUGCAGUGUCUGUGACAAUUGUGUGGAGGAAUUUGAUCAUCACUGCCCCUGGGUGAACAACUGUAUUGGUCGCCGGAACUACCGUUAUUUCUUCCUCUUCCUCCUUUCCCUGACAGUGCACAUUAUGGGUGUGUUUGGCUUUGGCCUCCUUUAUGUCCUCUCCCACGUGGAGGAACUCUCAGGGGUCUGCACGGCUGUCACGAUGGCAGUGAUGUGUGUGGCUGGCUUAUUCUUCAUCCCUGUAGCUGGCCUCACGGGAUUUCAUGUGGUGCUGGUGGCUCGGGGACGCACAACCAAUGAACAGGUUACGGGUAAAUUCCGGGGAGGUGUGAACCCCUUCACCAAUGGCUGCUGUAAUAAUGUCAGCCGUGUACUCUGCAGUUCCCCAGCACCCAGGUAUUUGGGGAGACCAAAGAAAGAGAAGACCAUUGUAAUCAGACCUCCCUUCCUUCGACCAGAAGUGUCAGAUGGGCAGAUAACUGUGAAGAUCAUGGACAAUGGCAUCCAGGGAGAGCUGAGGAGAACUAAGUCUAAAGGAAGCUUGGAGAUUACAGAGAGCCAGUCCGCAGAUGCUGAACCUCCACCUCCUCCUAAGCCGGACCUGAGCCGUUAUACAGGGCUACGAACACACCUCAAUCUGGCUGCUAAUGAGGACAGCAGCCUGUUGAGCAAGGACAGCCCCCCCACACCUACCAUGUACAAGUACCGGCCAGGCUACAGUAGCAGCAGCACAUCAGCCGCCAUGCCUCACUCUUCCAGCGCCAAGUUGAGUCGUGGUGACAGCUUGAAGGAGCCAACCUCAAUUGCAGAGAGCAGCCGCCAUCCCAGCUACCGGUCAGAACCCAGCCUGGAGCCAGAGAGCUUCCGCUCUCCCACUUUUGGCAAAAGCUUUCACUUCGACCCACUGUCCAGUGGUUCACGCUCCUCCAGCCUCAAGUCGGCCCAGGGCACAGGCUUUGAGCUGGGCCAGUUGCAGUCCAUCCGUUCAGAGGGCACAACCUCCACUUCCUAUAAGAGCCUGGCUAACCAGACACGCAAUGGAAGUUUAUCUUAUGACAGCCUGCUCACUCCUUCCGACAGCCCUGACUUUGAGUCAGUGCAGGCAGGGCCUGAGCCAGACACACCUUUAGGCUACACCUCUCCCUUCCUGUCAGCCCGGCUGGCUCAACAGCGGGAAGCUGAGAGGCACCCACAUUUGGUGCCAACUGGCCCAGCACACCAAGAGCCCUCACCAGUCCGGUACGACAAUCUGUCGCGCCAUAUUGUGGCCUCCCUCCAGGAACGAGAGAAGCUGCUACGCCAGUCACCCCCACUCCCAGGUCGAGAGGAAGAACCAGGCUUGGGGGACUCCGGCAUUCAGUCGACACCAGGCUCAGGCCAUGCCCCUCGUACUAGUUCCUCCUCAGAUGAUUCGAAGAGGUCACCCUUGGGCAAGACUCCAUUGGGACGCCCAGCUGUGCCCCGAUUUGGCAAGCCAGAUGGACUAAGGGGCCGGGGACUGGGGUCCCCUGAAUCAGGCCCAACUGCUCCAUACCUGGGCCGAUCCAUGUCUUAUAGCAGCCAAAAAGCCCAACCUGGUGUCUCUGAGACUGAAGAAGUGGCCUUGCAGCCGUUACUGACACCCAAAGAUGAAGUACAGCUCAAGACCGCCUACAGCAAGUCCAAUGGGCAGCCCAAGAGUAUAGGCUCAGCUUCCCCUGGCCCAGGCCAGCCACCUCUCAGUAGCCCUACAAGGGGAGGAGUCAAGAAAGUGUCAGGAGUAGGUGGCACCACCUAUGAGAUUUCGGUGUGAGCCUUCGGCACCUCCCCUCCCCCACACCUCUGCGCCUGCACCAAAGGGCCCCCCAGGUGGCCACCUUCCUUUCCUCAAGGGGCUCUCCUCCCCUGCAUGGACAUUUUUUUAAACCACCGAUUCCAAGAGGAUGAGGAGCGUUUUAUAAA